AUGGCCUCCGCCUGGGAGUCUAAGACACAGAAGUGCAGGGAGCGCUACCUGACCGCGUCAACGUACCUCUCCUCCCGCGCAUUCCCCUCAACGCUGCUGUCGCCCACGCCCUCCCUCGCGCCGUCGCCGGACUCGCACCCCGUGCUCCUCCCGGGCGUCGACGCGCUCAACCAUGCACGCGGGCAGCCCGUCUCUUGGGCUGUCUCCACCGCCCCAAACGCCCCGUCGAGCAUCUCGCUCGUGCUGCACAACGCACACCCCGCCGGCGCAGAGCUCUUCAACAACUACGGCCCGAAGCCGAACGCCGAGCUCAUCCUCGGGUACGGCUUCGCGCUCCCGCACAACCCGGACGACACCAUCGUCCUCAAGCUCGGCGGGGCGUCUGCAGCGCAGCACGCACAACACAAUAACGCCGUGGCCGGGUGGGAGGUCGGCCGCGGUGCGCUCGGCGCAGAGCCCGUGUGGGAGGCGGUGCUGGCCGCCGUAUGCGACCCCGAUGAGGAGGACGAACGCACGGUCGAGGACGAGCUCUGCGCGGCGGACGCGCUCGAGGAGAUGGCGCAGAAUCUGUACGACCGCCUGCCGAAGGGACCACCGGAGGGCGCGCUGCGCCCUGAGGUCACGCAUAUGCUCGAGCAUUACUUGGAAGGUCAGCGGGACAUCUUGCAGUCUCUUAUCCAGUUCGCCCGCGACAAAGCGCGCGAAGCGAUCCGGGCAGCGCAGGAACUGGGCCUGCAAGUCGUGGACGAGGAGGACGAGGAAGAAGCCUGA
Messenger RNA from Postia placenta MAD-698-R-SB12, 771 nucleotides. RefSeq lists its product as hypothetical. The record is from RefSeq and is a predicted model, not a curated record. Gene Ontology annotation, molecular function: protein-lysine N-methyltransferase activity. NCBI's taxonomy places the organism in Eukaryota, Fungi, Basidiomycota, Agaricomycetes, Polyporales, Adustoporiaceae. The coding region runs from base 1 to 771 and encodes 256 amino acids. The transcript has 3 exons. Gene Ontology annotation, cellular component: nucleus. Gene Ontology annotation, biological process: peptidyl-lysine monomethylation.